UAGAGCUUCUCAUUAUCACGAAAACGUCAUCAACUGAUGCAGGCUCCAACAACACUCCUAAUUAUCAUACAAGUUUUUGUUGAGACUGUGAAUAAAUAUAAAAAGGACCAAGUACUGUGAAGCUGUUACUAGUUGAUUGUUGAAGACCAUUGCUGCAACAUCUCUCAGUUGUCAAAUAAGUUUCAAGAUGAAGAGCUUAGCAGUUGUUUGCCUCUUGGCUUUGUUCGUAUUCGCGGCCGCUCGCCCCGACGUGUACACCGACAAGUACGACAACGUGGACCUCGACGAGAUCCUGGAGAACAAGCGUCUGUUCACUCCUUACGUCAAGUGUAUCCUGGACCAAGGGAAAUGCUCACCGGAUGGCAAGGAACUUAAAUCUCACAUCCAGGAGGCACUUGAAGAGAACUGCGGCAAAUGUACGGACAAACAGAAGACAGGAACACGUCGUGUGAUCGGACACCUUAUCAACCAUGAGGAAGAGUACUGGAACCAGCUGAAGGCUAAAUACGAUCCCAAGAGCAAAUACUCCGUCAAAUACGAGGAGGAGCUCCGUUCUAUCAAGGCUUCUUAAUACCAAUAGUUGGUGUUGUCUUGUUACUUACCAAAUAAUACAAAACAUGCGUGUUACAAAUUGAAUGCAAAUAAAUAAUACUUUUUUUUAUGUAAUACAA
Leptidea sinapis is the source of this 671-nucleotide messenger RNA. RefSeq names its product allergen Tha p 1-like. The transcript is spliced from 3 exons. Lineage: Eukaryota; Metazoa; Arthropoda; Insecta; Lepidoptera; Pieridae. The record is from RefSeq and is a predicted model, not a curated record. The coding region runs from base 188 to 571 and encodes 127 amino acids.